GCCGCCGCCGCCGCCGCCGCCGCCCCAGUCCGGUUGUUCUCGGGAGUCGGCGCGUCGUUGUGCAGCUGUCUGAGCCAUGUCGGGAGGCCUUCUGAAAGCGCUGCGCAGUGACUCCUACGUGGAGCUGAGCCAGUACCGGGACCAGCACUUCCGGGGUGACAAUGAAGAACAAGAAAAAUUACUGAAGAAAAGCUGUACGUUAUAUGUUGGAAAUCUUUCCUUUUACACAACUGAAGAACAAAUUUAUGAACUCUUCAGUAAAAGUGGUGACAUAAAGAAAAUUAUUAUGGGUCUGGAUAAAGUGAAAAAAACAGCAUGUGGAUUUUGUUUUGUGGAAUACUAUUCAAGAGCAGAUGCAGAAAAUGCCAUGCGGUACAUAAAUGGGACUCGUCUGGAUGACCGGAUCAUUCGUACAGACUGGGACGCAGGCUUUAAGGAGGGCAGGCAGUAUGGACGUGGUCGCUCCGGGGGCCAGGUGCGAGAUGAGUAUCGGCAGGACUAUGAUGCUGGGAGAGGAGGAUAUGGCAAACUGGCACAAAACCAAUGAGCAGCGAGAGCCCCAUCAGGAAAAACUCUUGCCUGUUCAAGAACAUUACCCAGGGUCUGCAAAUCAGCCUGUUUUUUUUUUUACCAAGCUUCAAUCAGUGUCUACAGAGCUUGAAGCCCUUCAGUUCUCUGAGGAUUAUUAGACAGAACCAAAAGAAUGCCUUUAAUUCUAGCCUUGGAAUCUUGGCCACGUGUCAAGAUUACCAGAGUGAUUUUGUUACCAGGUCAGAAAUUGUGUUCCCUGGCAAGAGACUGAAUCCGAAAAGUUGAUUAAUCUGUCCGGCAAAACAUACUUCUUUUAGGAAGAUUAGAAAAAUCUAAAAAUUGUUUUACCAUGUUUGAGUCAAAGUAGGUUCAUGAUCCACAUUGGGGCCUGGAAUAACUGGUUAUUUUUUAUUGUUAAGUCUACAUGUUUAAUAAAUGGAGUUUUGUAUGUUGCAUAGCUUUGUUCUUAGAAACAGGUGUUUGACAACUGAAUUUCAAGUCUCUGAAGGCAAACUUACAGGUCAACUGAGCAUCCUCAGUAGUUGAUGCAAAAAGUUAGCCUUGGAUAGUUCAAGGGGACACCACUUGUUUCCGUGUAUCAUGAAAUUAGGUACAGAACUUACUGUAUUCAGAAGAUACAACUAAAGGUAAAAAAGGCCAAGGUUUAGGGGUGAGGGGGCAUUGUGGUGCAGCAGGUUAAGCUGCUGCUUGGGAUGCCUGCAUCCCAUAUCAGAGCAUGGAAUGGAGUCUAGCUUCCUGCUAAUGCACCUGGGAGCCUGCAGACAAUGGCCCAAGUACUGUGGUUUCUGCCACCCACAUAUUCCUGGUUUUAGCCUGGUCCUACCCCUGGCUGUGGGCAUUUGGAGAAUGAACCAGCAGAUGGAACACCUCUCUGUCUUUCCCUAUCACUCUGCCUUUCUAAUAAGUCUUUAAAAAGAAAUAAUUUUAAAAUGAAAAAAAAAAAAAAAGCUAGAGUUUAUAAUACAGAGAAUCUCAAAUACUCUAUGGGGUGGGAGUGUGGACAGUCUCAGAAGUGGAAGGAAACCUCAAGAGUUGCGUUGGGGCCUGCAUUGUGGAGCAGCAGUUAAGCUACUGUCUAUGAUGCCAGCAUCCCAUAUGGGUGUCCAUUUGAGUCCCAGCUGCUCCACUGUCAGCUUCCUGCUAAUGCACCUUGGAAAGCACUGGAAGACGGCUCAAGCUUAAGCCCCUGCCACCCAUGUGGGAAACAACCCAGAUGGAGUUCCAGGCUCCUGGCUUGAGCCUAGUGCAGCCCUGUGGCUGCUGAAGCCACUUGGGGGGUGAACCAAUGGAUGGAAGAUGUCUGACUCAACCUUUCAAGAUUUAAGACUGCAAUGGCUGGAGCUGGGCUGUCUGAAGCCAGGAGCUUCUUCUGGGUCUCCCAUGCAGGUUCAAGGGCCCAAGGACCUGGGCCAUCUUCUACUGCUUUCCCAGGCCAUAGCAGAGAGCUGGAUUGGAAGUGGAGCAGCCAAGACUCAACCAGCAGCCAUAUGGGAUCCACAGCACUGGCCCCCUCAAAAAUUUUUUAAAGAUGCCCUUCCUUACCAAAAGAAAAGUUAAAACAUUGCCUUGAUAUGAAAGUUGCUGUUAGGGCCAUCAGAUUUAUUAUUUUCAUUUUUCAGAGUGAUCUUGGGAAUACAGUGUGUUUUUAAUAAAGUUUGAAGAUUAUGAGGAUACUUAACAAAAACAGACACACUUCCUGUAUGAAAUGUCUAUUUCAGCCAAUUCUCAUGCUGAAGUCUACUUUACUUUUUCCCCAGAUUGUGCUUAUUGAGGUUGAAGCCAUAAUAGUGAGCUGAUAAUUUCUGCAAAGGGGAGUCUAGAGAACUUGCAUUUGUUAGACAGUAGGUCAUUUCUAAUAUUAUGUAAAGUACUACUCACUUAAAACUCCUAGUCUAAGAACUUUUCCUGAUAAAAUGCACAUUAAAAAAUCUAACAACAAAAUACCUUCUAACUUCAGUAGUUUGUAAAGUUGAGGGUAAAGUAUCUUGGUGUGAAUGUUUUUAAUGUUAUAAUACAUUGAACUUUUAGGUUCUCUUAAAUUCUAAAAGAGCUAUAAUUAGUUUUAAGAAACCAUUCACAGGGGCUGCCACUUGUAGUGCCGGCAUCCCAUAUGGAGGCGGGUUCUAGUCCCCGCUGCUCCACCUCCAAUCCAAACAUCUUUCCUGGGAAAGCAGCAGCAGAUAGCCCAAGUCCUUGAGUCCCUGCACCCGUGUGGGAGACCUGGAACAAGCUCUGGCUCCUGGCUUCAGAUUAGCACAGCUCUGGCCAUUGCAGCCAAUUGGGGAACCAGUGGAGGGAAGACCAACUCCUCCCUCCCUCUCACACUCCCUUCCUGUUUCUCUCUGCUUCUGCCUCUCAAACUCUGCCUUUCAAAUAAAUCUUAAAAAAAAAAUUCACAAAUAAUUUAAUGAGGAUACACUGUUCACUUUCUUACAUUGUAGUUUGAACCAAAUAUGUUUUAUAUAUUUUUGUAGUAAAACGUAAGUUUGGUUUUUAGGCCUGUAGAAAUCUAAGACAGUGGCUCCUAUUGAAUUGUGUCUUCUGUCACAGAUUUUAAUAAAGUUGGGCCAACUUACUGUCUGUCUCAUUGCCUACAGAGGAGGACAUGUUCUUGAACUCCCUUAAACUAUGAGUGACUUUUAAGGGGAAUCUAUGAAUAAUGUGUAAUUUGUACAUCCAUUUUGAUUUGACACUUGCAACUAGUUAUGAUUUUAUUUGAAGAGAAAACUUGGACUUCUUGUGAAAAAGAUAAAAGAUGCACCAAGCAAACUUGUCUAAUGAUAGGAUAAGUCUUCCAGAAAACGUACUUUGGGAUGAUUAGAGAGGAAGGGAAAUUAAGAGGACCUCAUGUUUCUUGGGCUUGAGGAUGCUAACUAUGACAGUCUGCAUUGCACCCCACUUUGCUAUUUCUCUCACUUUUAAUCAAAGUGAAAAUUCAGACACGUAUACUAAGUAGGGAAUGCGAUUAGGUGAAAUGUCAGAUCUGGCUAGACUGAAACCUGUAAACUUACUGGGUCCCUAUUAUUCAUUAUUAGUUAAAGUGAGAAGCUUGAGAGUUGCUUUAGAGCUGUGCCACCCAGUAUGGUAGCUAACCACUUGUAGCUAUUUCAGGAAAAUAAAGUUAAAUGUUCACUUCUUAUUCACACUAACCAUAUCUAAAAGCUCAUUAGUCACAUGGGGCUAGUGGCUGUAGUUGGGACAAAAAUAUGGAACAUUGCCAUCACUAGAGAAGAUUUUGUUGGACAGUGCUGCUCUAAGGGUAGGCUGCGAAGGGCCUACACCAUUCGCUGCACUUCAGUGAGCCUUCUCAUGACUGGACUAUCACUGGGAAUAAUUACUACUCCACAAAUAGUACAUGUUAUUCAACACAGAGAACACAAGUUUAUAAAGGCAUUUAUUUUUCAAAAAAAUAUUUUGCUAGAAGGGUUGAGUAUUGUAAUUUUACAUGAUCAUAAUCUUUUAAAUAAAUUCUUUUUCUGACCAA
This is a messenger RNA of Lepus europaeus (European hare), 4036 nucleotides long. RefSeq names its product nuclear cap binding protein subunit 2 (gene NCBP2). Gene Ontology annotation, biological process: mRNA cis splicing, via spliceosome. The coding region runs from base 77 to 547 and encodes 156 amino acids. Gene Ontology annotation, molecular function: RNA cap binding. Gene Ontology annotation, cellular component: nuclear cap binding complex. The transcript is spliced from 4 exons. The record is from RefSeq and is a predicted model, not a curated record. NCBI's taxonomy places the organism in Eukaryota, Metazoa, Chordata, Mammalia, Lagomorpha, Leporidae.